CCGCAUUUGAUUCUCAAAGAAAUGUUACACGCCCACUGUUGAGCCUAUUCCUUUUUCCUUUCCUCGUCACCGGUAAGGUUACUGCCGUAGGCAUGGCGAGUUGAGGACAUCUGACUGGACUAGCCAGCUGUCAGUUGGAAGCGACCAAUGACAAAGGCCGUGUGCGCGAUAGCAACGGAAGUGGCGCUGGAGGACCGGAAUCCUUGAACAUGAAAACUGGAUGACACUCAUAUGAACAACUUUUCUGUCCUCCCCUCCUCACAAUCACGUAAAAUAGCAUCAUGUCUCUUCAGGAUUGUUGACAUCCUUCCAUUUCAAGCCCCCUCCAGAUCACUCGAUUUGUAAAAUGGCAGACCUCGAGAAAAGAGGCGAUUCGACGAGCUUACCGCCUUUGUCCACUCCCAUGGAACAGGGAGAGGAAUCCUCAAAUGAUUUGCCGCAGAAGGCAUCUAGAUUAUCCUUUCUCCAAACAUACUUCGGCGUUCAAAUCAACACAAAACAUGUCGACCUUUUGCUGCUGGCGUGUUGCUUGGUAACCGGCUUUGUGGAUAGCACGCUUUACAAUGGUAUGUUGUUGCAAAAUAAAAGUGCAAUUUCAAGCUGACAAUUUCCUUAGCAUUCAGCACUUUCGUCUCUAUGCAAACCGGUACGUAGAAAUCCGAUUUCUGGGAGUUCGGGGGAACUCCUUAGAAACUAGCUGUUAUCAACAACAACUAACGCAUAGUAGGAAACACUAUCUUCGUUGCUCUUGGUGCAUCUGGCCAGAAUACCAGACCAUUCGGCUGGGCUUUCUCUCUCUCCUCUAUCGGCUUCUUCAUCAUCGGAUGUUUUGCUUUCUCCCGGUUCAAUAGCGCCUUCGGUCCUCGUCGACGUGGGACGAUCGCCAGCUCAUUCCUGCUACAGAGCGUCUGUAUACUCAUUGCCAGCGGUCUCAUAGAAGGAGGUCUCAUCAACGGAUCCAUUGUAGCGAAGACUUCAGUAAUACAAUGGAACCAGAUUGCCCCUAUUGCACUGUUGAGUUUCCAAUCCGCCGGGCAAAUCGUGACGAGCCGAGUGCUGGACGUGGGUGAGAUUCCCACUGUGGUGAUUACAAGUUUACUCUGUGAUCUCUUCUCGGAUCCAAAACUCUUCGACCCGCCUACCAAGAAUCUCAAGAGGAAUAGGAGAAUCGCUGCUUUUAGCUUGACACUGCUUGGAGCUAUUAUUGGUGGUUGGGUCUCGAGGGCAACGGAAGGAGUUCAGACGAUGCUAUGGGUUGCUGGAGUUGUGAAAUUUCUGCUUUCUAUUACGUGGAUAUUUUGGUUCAGCGCUUGAUAGUUCUGUAGUCGGUCGAAGUGCAAGACUCCGAGUGGUUUGCUAAAGGGCAGAACUGGCACUGGCGCAAAACAUGAUUCGACUAUGUGUUUU
Messenger RNA from Hymenoscyphus albidus, 1407 nucleotides. Lineage: Eukaryota; Fungi; Ascomycota; Leotiomycetes; Helotiales; Helotiaceae. The record is from the annotation of a GenBank genome assembly.